AUGGCACCUGUUUCAUUGCCUCCUGGAUUUAGGUUCCACCCCACAGAUGAAGAACUUGUUUCUUAUUACCUCAAAAGAAAGAUUAAUGGCCGUCGAAUCGAAUUGGAAAUCAUCCCUGAAGUUGAUCUCUACAAGUGUGAACCAUGGGACUUGCCAGGGAAAUCAUUGCUACCAGGAAAAGAUUUGGAAUGGUAUUUUUUCAGUCCACGAGACAGGAAGUAUCCGAACGGAUCAAGAACAAAUAGAGCAACAAAAUCUGGAUAUUGGAAAGCAACUGGGAAAGAUCGGAAGGUGAAUUCGCAGACUCGUGCUGUUGGAAUGAAGAAAACCCUAGUUUACUAUAGAGGAAGAGCUCCACAUGGAUCUCGUACCGGUUGGGUUAUGCAUGAGUAUCGUCUUGACGAAAGAGAAUGCGACAAUCCUUCUUCAGGAUUGCAGGACGCAUAUGCGCUAUGCCGAAUAUUCAAGAAGAGUACAGUGAUUGUUCCAAAAGUUGGGGAGCAGUAUGUUAAUAAUGUGACUAGGCAUGCAAAUCAUAUGACAAGUGAUCAAUCAUCAAGCAUUGAGUUAUAUUCUGAAGGAAGAGAUGAAGUUUUAGAGAGCUCAAACUAUUUGAUGCCUUGGGAUACAAACUCCACCCAAACCCUAGAUAGGGCUAAUACUUUUAGCAACAAUGGUGGAGAUAUCACAAGGGAUAAUAAUGGGAUUUGGACACAGUUUUUAUCAGAGGACUUACUCAAUCUUCCAACAUCUUCUUCAUCAUUUCCCAAUUAUGGAUCCACACCGAAUUACCCUCCAUCAAAGGUGGAUAUUGCACUAGAGUGUGCAAGGAUGCAACAUAGGUUUACCAUGCCACCCUUGGAGGUGCAAGACUUCCCUCAAGAAAUUCUAUCUGUAGCUCAAGCUUCUCAGGAGUUGAUUCACCAAUCAAACUAUUCACAUGCAUUUGGUGGCAAUGAAAACUAUGGCACUACUCAUGAACAUGAUAAUGAUUUCACUUUUAUGGUUGGCAAUAAUAAUUACAAUCAUAUGAGUGAUCAUAUGAUGAAUUCCAUGAGAUUUGAUGACAAAGCAUGGGAAGAUCCAAACACAAGAUCAGUUGAGAUUGGAAAUCUCGAUGAUGAAUUCAAGACAGAAAGGAUGGUUGAGAAUUUAAGAUGGGUUGGAAUGUCAAGCAAUGAUUUAGAAAAGAGUUUUAUGGAAGAGCAUCAAAAGGUUGUUCCAAUUGAAGAUAUUUCGAGCUUCCACACAAAUAGAAAAGAGAAUGAGGUGCAAGUAGAAUCUGAUCAACAAAACAUAAACAAAGAAAUCAAUGACACUGACAUUGAUAAUUUCUCAAUGGAGUUUAUCAAUGAUAAUGAUAACCCUAAUGAGAAUUUUAUAGAUGAUGGUAACAUUGAUUAUUCAAAUUCUACAAGCUAUGAAGUUGUUGAAGAAACAACAAAAGUUAGUCAUGGAAUGUUUGUUGCUACACGUCAAGUAGCAGACACAUUCUUUCACAAGCUAACACCUUCACAAACAAUCAAAGUCCAACUCAACCCAAUCAUGGAAAACACAAAAUUUAUAGAGAAAGCAAAGACAUUGAUUAUUCCAAACAAACAAGGUUACUCUCUCUUAAGGAAAACUAAGGCCAAUUUGAUGGAGUACAUGAAGAAACCAUCAAAGACAAUAGCAAGUGUAAUUGUGUUUAUAUUUGCUAUUUUUUUGGUGCUUUGUGUUUAUUUGAAGGAGCAAGUUGAAGAUAUGAAACCAAAAUCAAAGUGUGUGAAAAAUAAGUAUUGCUAUGGAGCUAAUUGCAUGAAGAAAAUCAUUUGGAAUGAGAAAGAAAAAGUUUGGUUUGUUGGUAUCAAAAGUGGAAAAGGUUUUGAUGUGGUGUUGAAGAAGAUAGGAAUUUUUCUCACCAUAUCAUUGGCUAUUUGUACUAUGUGGGCUAACCAUAUGAUAUAG
Vicia faba (fava bean) is the source of this 1947-nucleotide messenger RNA. The record is from the annotation of a GenBank genome assembly. Lineage: Eukaryota; Viridiplantae; Streptophyta; Magnoliopsida; Fabales; Fabaceae.